UUUGAGUCAAGAUUAAUUCAUGAUUGAAUCUCAGACUUUCUCACUUGCAAAUCUCGUCAUCUCGUCGUCAGUUGGGAAAGCCGAUGCCAAGCUCUUGAGGGCAACACAAAAGAAGUGACCGGUUGGUAGAGUAGAUGUUGCUUUGGACGACAAGAAGACGAUGAUAUACUUUCGGCGUCCACAGACUGCUUUUGUUCAAGACGAAGGCUCGCAGAAACCAUAUUCCCAAUGGCAGUUGGUGGCCGAUGGAAACGAUCCACAACAACAGGAUAAUGCCAGCCACAACGACGUCAUGGAUGGUAGCAAUGGCAGCCAUCACGGACUCGGAGGUGGAUCGGGUCAUCACGACCAGCAGGAAUACCACGGUGAUUUGGUAGAGCCUCCCAAGAGAAAAUCGUUACAAGAGAGAGAUGACAUCAUGGAAGGAGAGAAUGCAACUACCAACACAACAACCAGCAAUAAUACAGACCCCCUACAACCAGACGCUAGUACGGCCAGUAUUGCGGCCAGUUCCAACGACGAUUCCAUAGAUGAAGAUCUUGCAACUAGCUUGGAAAGAAGAUUGCAACUAGAAGUCAAGCACCAUCCGGAAUCAGUACUACUCUGUGGAUACUUUCAUGAAGAAAUUGUGGAUGAUUGCCUAGCUUUGUCGACCUAUCUACCAGGCGUUCAUUCGCGAGAAUUGAGGGUAUAUUAUGGCGAAUGUGUUCUCAAGGUGGCCGGGGCAAGAGCUCUCUACAAUUUGGUGCAACGAUUUGAACGUUCUUUUGCAUUGGAUGAACGACUCGUCAAUACAAAUGACAUUCGUGCCGUUUUACACGAAGGAAUGCUCAUGAUCCGAGUCCCACUCGUCAGCACCCCACCACCACCCAUCGCAAUUAAAGUGGUCGAAGCUACCCCCUUGAUCAAUUUUCUGAACCGAGAGGAGCUCUUUUGUCUCGAUAUUGACGUACCAGGAGUCAAACGCAAGGAUUUGACGGUGGAAUACCACAAUGGCAUUUUGAGGCUCCUUUGGGAGAGACUAGAGCCCGCUUUGAAAUCCACAAAUGUCAACAAGGAAAACAAUUCUGCCACACCAUCCCUCGACAAACCCAAUCAAAAAACCAUGAUGCGCUUUGAACGUGUUAUACCCAUCAAUACACUGCAAAUGGAUACCAACAAGUUCACGGCGUACCUCGAUCACAUCACCAAACCCACGGGCGUGCUCACCAUUGUCGCACCGCUCAAGUACAAACGCUCUACUCGACCGAUUCAGGUCCAAACGGCCAAGGAAUUGGAACUGUUGGAGAAGAAACGUCAAUCCCUCUUUGAGGAACCAGUCUGAACAUCAGUCGAUUCAUUCGUUCAUUCAUUUUAAAAUGGAUGUUCAAGUUUGAUUCGUCAAUGUGACAGAGCCGAGAAUAUCCUUUUAGGAGGAUACUUUUUGUUCUGGUGAUUGUGUCGACGAUUUUUUUUCGGAGUGCUUGGCUUUGCUGUGAGCCCUGUGUUCAUUUUUUCGUGUGUCGAAGUUGUUUUUGUUGGUUGGACUAUCGGCAUCGUGGGCAGUUCCAACGGAACAAACCCAGCUUUUGACUUAUUGGAAAAAGUAUCCCCAUGGUUAUCUAAGAGGCAGGCGGGCGCCGUCUAAACUCGAAGGAAUUCCGAAACAAAGUCAAAUCCGUCGUUCCCUUUGAAAUCGGUGUCUUCAAUCUACCAGCAAAAAUUCGAUAUCACGAGCAUCAAGAACAUGAAAGACAGCAAUCAACAGGUGAAUAUUCUCUGAUGUGAUAUCCCCCUUGUCACGACCGUCGUUGCACAAUCUGUUGGGGCGAUACCGGUAGGGGCUUCCUCCCUUUAAUUAAUUGCGUCAACGAGGACGGCCAUUCUCGAGAAUGCUCUUCCAUGUCCCAAGAUUGAAUUGGCCAAACACUAACGGUUGUACAGUGUAUAGCAGUGGGGGUAGCAAAGAAGAUGGCGACGGAAGAUUACAGUUCUCAGAAUUCUUCACACACUGUUCAAACCAUUGAAGGAGACCAACAUCCACAUCUUCGGACCGCUUCUGCACCUGUACAAGCAUGGGCGACACAUUACGGUCCUGGCGGCCGCAAGAAGCUUUAAAGUGGUUGAGAACGAUUGUGGUGGUUUGUAGAGUAGUAUUACCAGUAAAAAACAUUGGUCAAAUUACUUUUCGACGAU
Seminavis robusta is the source of this 2175-nucleotide messenger RNA. The record is from the annotation of a GenBank genome assembly. NCBI's taxonomy places the organism in Eukaryota, Bacillariophyta, Bacillariophyceae, Naviculales, Naviculaceae.